UUCCUUGUGAGGUUGAGUCUGUGAUAAAGAAAGUAUACGGUCUCUCGAUUUGUUUCUUAAGAAAUUUGUGGGAAUUGGGUAUGAUACUGCAAAAUGGGUGAUUAAUCCCAAGCACUUCUGGCUAGGCGGAAAGAUAUGGGAUUCCUUGUGGUGGUUCCCUCUUGAACUGUGCAAAUAUUACCCUUGCUGUACUGAUUUCCCCGUGAGAGAUGGAUGGAAACGUCUGCAUCUCAACUAGAAUCACACGGUUGAUAUGGUGUAUCGGGCGAUUUCGUAACAGUGGCCAAUGGUGUGAAGAUAAUGACUAAGGAGGUUAAAUACCUAUAAAUCGAAACAUUAUCAGAUGUAAUCAUGGAAUGUUCUCUCCCUGUCUCAACCCAAAAAGAUCGGCUCAUCCCAGGAUUCAAGUCCAACUUCCUUCCUCCAAUUUCUCCUUUGAAAUUUGCGAGGCAUCAUUUACUUUUCAGGCACACUGAUAAACAAUAUGCGUACAGUUGUCCUUGCCGUUCAUCGCUGAAGAUCGUUAAGAAUCCUUCAUUGGACAAGCAUGUGGUGAGGCAAAACAAAAUUCGCUUUGUUCUGAAACUGAAAACACUGCUCCUCUCUAAACCCAAACACUUCAUCCCGCUUCAUAUUCUUUCCAAAUGCCGGUCCUACCUUUCACUCUCAGAUUCUCGCUCUAUUCUCUCUAUGAUACAUCGAUAUCCAACUAUUUUUGAGCUCUUUACCAUCCCUACACCACCCACACCAUUUAAUGCAACGAAGUCGUGCUUGCAGCUCUGUGUUCGUCUCACGCCAGCUGCAUUUGCUCUCGCAGCCCAAGAAUCCAAUCUCAAGUCAGCUCUAUCCAAUGUCCUGGCUGCCAAACUGCAGAAACUUCUUAUGCUCUCUUCUCACCAUCGCCUUGUUUUAUCCAAACUGGCUCACCUUGCCCCUGAUCUGGGUCUACCUCCAAAUUUUCGUUCUCGCCUUUGCAAUGAGCAUCCAGAUAAAUUUAAGACUGUUGAUACAUCCUAUGGCCGUGCUCUUGAGCUCGUCUCGUGGAAUCCAGAGUUGGCUAGACCACUAUCAUUCACAGAAGUUGAUUCUCGUGAGCUCAUAGUCGAUCGGCCAUUGAAAUUCAAGCGCUUAAAACUCCAGAAAGGGCUGAAUUUGAAGAGACGCCAUCAGGACUUCUUGAUCAGGUUCAGGGAGUUGCCAGAUGUAUGCCCCUAUACCACUGUUGCAUCAGAGCUAAGGAAAGAAUCCAUUGAGGCAGAGAAGAGAGCAUGUAGUGUUGUACGUGAGAUUUUGGGCAUGACAGUUGAAAAGAGGACUUUAGUAGACCAUUUAACUCAUUUCAGGAAGGAUUUUGCUCUCCCUAAUAAGUUGAGAUCUAUGAUUAUAAGGCAUCGAGAACUGUUCUAUGUUAGCUUGAAAGGGCAGAGGGAUUCGGUCUUUCUAGUUGAAGGAUUUGAUGACAAUGGUGCACUUUUGGAGAAGGACCAGUCUUUAGUUAUUAAGGAUCGACUGAUGGACCUUGUUAUGGAAGGGAAGAGGAUCAGAAGAGAAAGGAGAAAGAGUGAAAUGAACAAUGAUGACAAUAGUAAUUUUAUCAUGAAAUCCGAGGAGGCAUACAGGGACUAUGGGGAAUUUUAUGAUGAUGGUUUUGAGAAUUUAUUUGAGUCCGAAGAUCCUGAUUGGGAUAGUCAUUUUGACGGUGAUCAUGAAAGUGAUGAGCUGCUGGGGGAAGGGGUGACGAGAGACUUUUGGAUUGCAGAUGCUUCUUCUAGUCUCGGAGGGAUAGACGCACGUUCAGAAACUUGGUGAUAAGUGAAAAGUAAUCACAAUACUGUGAGCAAUUCCAGCUAACUUCCUUCUACAACCAAUGACUACCACGGCUAGCAGUUGGUAUCACCACUACUAUCAAUUGAAGAUGCUACUAUGCAAAGGCCUCAACCUUUAGCCAGUUGCAAGUUCAGCGAGCAUAGCAGAAGUUGUGACACAAGUGUGGAUGAUUUUUAGCAACAUUGUCGGGUAUUUCAAACUUGAAUCAGUUUUGACUUGACUCUGAAGAAUAUGCAGGUUAGUUUUCUUCAAGCAUGUACUGAUAAGAGAAGACCAUGUGGCGGGUUGGUCUUUUUCAAGCAUGUACUGAUUAGGAAGGCAAGCAGAUAUCAGUAGGUGACGCUUUGGUUGGAGGCUCUAAAGAGGGUCAGUGAUGUGCUAAUGUUGCAGAGGCAGGGCCUAAUUGUCAAGCAAUUUAGUUAGCAGCAUCACUGGCUGCUGGAAACGAUGGGCCUUUCUUACCAUUGAAAUCGACUCUGCCACGGUCUAUAAUAGUUGCAAGGGGAACAAGAUGGUUUGGAGUUGGAAGGCCAAGUUCAGGCUAAAUAGUAUGCGCAGUCGAUUCUAGUGUGUCGACAAGCAAAUGUAAGCUACAACUGUUCAGCUGCUAUUGUUAGAAAAUGGGAUGUCCCCAAUGGAUCAGAAUGGAAUACUCUUAUCUAGAAAAUUACACAUUUUAACUCAAAAUUUAUGUGUAGUCAGGGUAAAGUAUGUUUACUGCGGAUAUGAUGGUACUUGGGCUAAAGUCAGUGUGGAUAUUUUGUUCCAUGACGAAUAAAUUGUGCGGUUGUGCCCUCAUGUUUUCAA
This is a messenger RNA of Syzygium oleosum, 2634 nucleotides long. RefSeq names its product protein WHAT'S THIS FACTOR 1, chloroplastic. Gene Ontology annotation, molecular function: RNA binding. Lineage: Eukaryota; Viridiplantae; Streptophyta; Magnoliopsida; Myrtales; Myrtaceae. The record is from RefSeq and is a predicted model, not a curated record. The transcript has 4 exons. The coding region runs from base 352 to 1809 and encodes 485 amino acids.